CGCAAUGAGAAAGACAAGCCAAAGUCUAAGCAUGUUCUACCUGGCCAUGAACCAUGGAUAUUAGUGAAGACAAAAUUUCGUAGGCGCUUUGUACACAAUAUGCAGACGAGAGAGAGCUUCUGGCGCAUUCCGGAUGAUGUCUGGCCUGCUGUACGAGACUUUGAGAGGUGGGAGAAGGAGCAAAAAGAAAAGAGCGACAAUGCCAAGUGGGCAGAGGAGCAGCUCACGCAGAUGCGAAAGCAGAGCAAGGCAGUCGAGGAUGCAAAAUCUGCGGUCAAAGCUGUUCAGCCACUACAGCCUCAGGGUCAUGAUUUGGAAAGUGACAGCGAGUAUGAGGUUGUUGAGGUGACCGACUCCGAAGGCGAAGAAGGCGACGAUGACGAGGCACAGCAAUCUACAGAAAAAGGAUCGCAGCCAGAACAAGGCGACGAGGCACAAGAAGACGCUCCAGUUGAAUUUGGCGAAGACGACAUUGAGUGGCAAUUGGCACAGAUGGGUCAAGAGUACGGACUUGAUCCAGGCGAGUAUGGCGAAGAACCUGAAGCUGGUUGGGAAGAAGGCGCAGAAGGCCUCGACUUGAGUGGUGAGGAUGCUGUCAACCUAUUCCGAGACUUGCUAUACGACUACCAGAUCAGCCCUUUCACUCCUUGGGAGAAGAUCAUUGCGGACGAGUCGGAUACCAGCAUCCUAAACGAUGAUCGAUAUACAGUAUUGCCAAAUAUGAAAGCACGACGAGAAGUCUUCGAUGCGUGGGCCAGAGACCGGGCAGCGGAGCUCAAGGCUGAAAGGGCAGCUAUGGAGAAGCUUGAUCCUAAAAUUCCCUACUUGGCGUUCCUACAGGCAAAGGCGACCCCGAAGCUAUACUGGCCAGAGUUCAAACGCAAGUACAAGCGCGAAGGAGAAAUGAACGACCGCAAGCUCAGCGACAAAGAUCGAGAAAAGCUUUAUCGCGACCACAUCAGUAGACUAAAGCUACCCGAAAGCACACGCAAAGCGGAUCUGCAAGUGCUUUUGAAGAGCUUGCCUUUGAAGGCCUUGAACCGGGACACAAGGCUUGACUCCUUGCCGCAGCAACUGCUCUCUCAUCUUCACUUUAUAAGUCUUCCGCCGGUUGUCCGAGACUCCGUCAUCGAAUUGUUCAUCAAGAAGCUGCCUCCUGCGCCUGAUGAUUGUGACAGGAGUGACGAGCAGCGAGCGGAAGAUGAAAAGAAGCGCGAGGAGCGAAAACGUCGCGAAAAAGCCAUGGCAGAGCGGGAGCGUAAAGUCGAAGAGGAGCGACAACAAAGUCAAAAAGAUGAAGCUCGAGCGAAGCGGAAUCUCCGCGAGGAAGAGCGCGAGCUGCAACGAGCCAUGGCUGUGGGCAAUCGAGGUCUCCAGGCACAUAUC
Pseudocercospora fijiensis CIRAD86 is the source of this 1386-nucleotide messenger RNA. RefSeq lists its product as uncharacterized. NCBI's taxonomy places the organism in Eukaryota, Fungi, Ascomycota, Dothideomycetes, Mycosphaerellales, Mycosphaerellaceae. Gene Ontology annotation, molecular function: transcription coregulator activity; RNA polymerase binding. The annotation marks the transcript as partial. Gene Ontology annotation, cellular component: nucleus. The record is from RefSeq and is a predicted model, not a curated record. The transcript has 2 exons.